AUGCAAGUUUCAGAGUAACUCCCAAAAUCAGAAGAGAAUUGAUAUGAUGGGGAUAUACAUGAGCCUCUCCAUCGUUAUCCUAUCAAUCAGAGGUCUGAAAACAACGUGGACACAUCAUUCCCCACAACUCUGAUGACUCAUCAAUCAUCAUCACACUCACACCCUUAUUUUCGUAUUGCUCUUGUCGCAAUUAUCAAAAUCAGAACAGAGCCGAUCAUCUAUAUUUAUGGUUUUCACAGAAGAAAGAGAAAACGACAAGAGACAGAACAUGUGAAAGAUUCUCACCCUAAGAACCUGUCCAAAAGAAAUCUUGAGUCUUUUUUGAGUUGGAAUAUAUAGUUAAAAGAU
Messenger RNA from Camelina sativa (false flax), 348 nucleotides. Lineage: Eukaryota; Viridiplantae; Streptophyta; Magnoliopsida; Brassicales; Brassicaceae. The record is from RefSeq and is a predicted model, not a curated record.